Molecule: messenger RNA, 795 nt
Organism: Colletotrichum higginsianum IMI 349063
Lineage: Eukaryota; Fungi; Ascomycota; Sordariomycetes; Glomerellales; Glomerellaceae
Product: GDSL-like Lipase/Acylhydrolase
Exons: 2
Coding region: 1-795 (264 amino acids)
Molecular function (GO): phosphatidylcholine lysophospholipase A1 activity
Source: RefSeq, a predicted model, not a curated record
AUGCGCCCCGACAUCUUCUCUCCCUGGUGGGGGGUGACGCUCUUGGCUUCAGCCGCCUACGCCGCACCCACGCAGCAGCCGCAUCCCCGGUCCCUGGACCCGAGGGCCGACUUCAACAUCCUCGUCGGCGGCAACGUCUCGCUGCGCAUCAUGCCCCUCGGCGCCUCCAUCACGUACGGCCAGACGUCCACCGACGGCAACGGCUACCGCGAGGCCCUGCGCAACCUGCUGGUCGCCGACGGGAACCCGGUCGACAUGGUCGGCUCGCACCCCAACGGCACCAUGCAGGACAACGAGAACGAGGGCUGGCCCGGGUUCCGCAUCGACCAGGUGCUCGGAAAGGCCGAGGUGUCGGUGCCCGCGACGCUGCCGAACCUCGUCCUCAUCAACGCCGGCACCAACGACUGCGUGCAGACCUUCGACCCGGACCGCGCCGGCGCGCGGAUGCUCGAGAUGGUCGAGCUCGUCUGGGCCGCGUCCCGGAGGGCGUCGGUCGUGCUGUCGACCCUGCUGCCCAACGGGAACGACACCACCGAGGCCUGCGUGCUCCGCGUCAACGGGCAGUUCAGGGCGCUCGUUGCGGAGCAGCAGGCGCUGUCCAAGAAGAUUGUGCUCGCCGACAUGCACACGGACAAGGGCCCGAUGAGGAGCGACCUCGUCGACGGCAUCCACCCCAGCGACGCCGGCUACGUCAAGAUGGCGAAUAUCUGGUUUGACAGCAUCAAGGACGCCGCGUCGCGCGGCUGGCUCGAGUCGCCCCAGCCGCUGCCGGGUAACGAGAGGAAGUCGAGUUGA